CCCCGCUGCUGCUCCUCCUCCUCCUCCUUCCCCGGGCGGAUCACAUGAGGAGAGGGGCCCUCCUCCGUCCUCCAGGGACCGGGUCCAGGAGGGAUCGCCUGGGAUCCUCCGGGGCCAUAACUACCUGAGAUGCCAUCCUUCAUGGGUUGCCUCCAUGACUCUGAAAGGCCGGUAAUGAUUUUGAUCCUGCCUGGAUUGAUGGAUCCCAAGUGAGUCAACUUGAAUUAUUCUGAGGGCAGCCAUGGCAGAGAGAGACCAAGAAUGGCAGGGACUAUGCUGCAGAGCAGCCAAGAAGAGACUGCCGGUGCUCAGGUGGCUACCCAAGUAUUCGCUCCAAUGGCUGCAGCUCGAUUUUGUUGCUGGACUUACCGUGGGGCUGACAGUUGUGCCUCAAGCUCUUGCGUAUGCUGCAGUGGCUGGUCUUCCAGUGCAGUAUGGCCUCUAUUCCUCCUUCAUGGGCUGCUUCGUCUACUGCUUUUUGGGCACCUCAAAAGAUGUAACACUGGGACCCACAGCUAUCAUGUCACUAUUGGUCUCAUCAUAUGCAUUCCAUGACCCCACUUAUGCCAUCCUGCUUGCUUUCCUCUCAGGCUGCAUCCAGUUGGCUAUGGGGCUACUGCAUCUAGGUUUCCUCUUGGACUUUAUCUCUUACCCUGUUAUUAAAGGGUUCACUUCAGCUGCUGCAGUCACCAUUGGCUUCAACCAGGUCAAGACACUCCUAGGCUUACAGAACAUCCCACGACAGUUUGUCCUGCAAGUGUAUUACACCUUCCGCAGAAUUGGUGAGACAAGGAUCUGGGAUGCCAUCCUUGGGGUUUUCUGCCUGAUAUUCCUUGUGGGAUUGCAACAAAUGAAGAAGGGAAUCCCUAGGAUCCACCAGAUGGAAAGGUUGUAUGUCAGAGCCAGUCAUCUUAUAGUCUGGACAGCAACAACAGCCCGUAAUGCUCUUGUGGUCUUGUUUGCUGGUCUUGUGGCUUAUUCCUUCCAAGUGACUGGAUUCCAGCCAUUCACUCUCACAGGAGCCACACCCCAAGGACUGCCUCCAUUCCAGCCACCAAUGUUCUCCAAAGUCACUCCCAAUGGGACAAUUUCCUUUCAAGAGAUGGUGCAGGCAAUGGGUGCUGGCCUGGCUGUGGUGCCUCUUAUGGGACUGCUAGAGACAGUGGCUAUUGCAAAAGCAUUCGCUUCUCAGCAUAACUACCAAAUUGAUCCUAACCAGGAGCUCUUAGCUAUGGGUUUCACCAACCUUUUAGGAUCCUUUGUCUUAUCCUACCCUGUAACAGGGAGCUUUGGACGAACAGCACUGAAUGCACAAACAGGUGUGUGCACCCCUGCAGGGGGAUUGAUCACAGGAGCUCUGGUGUUACUGUCUCUUGCCUACCUUACUUCUCUCUUCUACUACAUUCCCAAGGCAGCGCUGGCUGCUGUCAUCAUCUGUGCUGUGGCUCCCAUGUUUGAUGCCAAGAUCUUCCACACAUUAUGGCAGGUCAAAAGGCUGGACCUAGUGCCACUGUGUGUGACAUUCUUGCUGUGCUUCUGGGAGGUGCAGUAUGGCAUUAUAGCAGGAGUGCUGGUAUCUGGCAUUCUCCUGCUCUAUCCCCUUGCCAGGCCACAGAUAAAGGUCUUAGAACAUGAGGCAUUAUUCAUACAGCCUGCCAGUGGCCUCUAUUUCCCUGCAAUUGAGUUUCUCCGGGAUACUGUACAGAAACAGGCCCUAUCAGAGCCUCGACUGCGCAGUGUUAUCUUGGACUGCACCCAUGUCAGCAGCAUUGACUACACUGUUGUAUUGGGCUUGUCUGAGCUGCUCCAUGAGUUCCAGCGCAGGAGACUCUCCCUGGCCUUUGUUGGCUUGCAGUCUCAUGUUCUCCAGGUCUUGCUGGCUGCUGAUCUGGAAGGUUUCUAUAAUUUUCCCAGCCUCAAGGAUGCAGAGAAGAGUAUCGAAGAGGAACUGUGCAAUGCCAGUGAUAUCUUGUUUAAUGAUGGCAGUGAAAGCAUAUUGCCAACAUCAGGGAUCAUCCAGUGAUGACAAGUUUUUAAUGCCUUUCUCCAGUUAUCAUUCCUUGCCCUUGAACCGACACUCUGGGAACUUGAAUAAUGUAAUAGAUAAUAUAAUACCUGAACUCCAUUAGUUUGUAGGUGCCCUGAACUUUUUGUCUGAACUUUUUGCCAUAUUGUAGUAUGUAUUUAAAAGUUGCACAGAAGCUGGGAACUAAAUAGUGUGAAGGAUGAGAACUGUUAUGAGAUUAGGGGAUGAAAAGGCAAGUAACACAAAUAUGAUGUUUCGAGACAGUGGGAAAACUGAAGACAAUUGCUAUAGGAAAGCAGAACAUCCAGUUAUGAUAUAUUUGCAUUACCUAUAAUUUAUUUCUUGAGUGCUUUGCACUCUAGUGAGAUUGUUACAGGAAUACUAAUUUGGAAAAGGAAGGGAGCCAGUACAAGAUGUUAAAAAAUUAAAUGGUGGAAGUAAGACAGCAUACUAAGUGUCUGAGUGGUAUAUAUCCUGCAUUUUGUUUAUUUAAUUUAUAUCUUGCCUUUUUCCUAGGUUUGAAACUCAAGGCAGUUAGCAACAUGUUCAAAAACAAUUGCACCUAAUACAUAAUAAUAAAACACAAUUAAACCAAUAAUAAAAUUUUAUAUUAAAAUACUAUCAAACCAGUUAUAUUAAAACAGCCAGAUUAAAAGCACAGCUAACAAGAGAGAAAACAUACAGUGCUCUUUUAAAAAGUACCUUCAUUACAUGUCAAUCAUUUGCCAAAAACCUACUUGGAUAAAAAUCUUUUGUCUACCUGCAGAAAAAUAACAAAGCAUGGGCAAGUCCGGUCUCCCCCGGAAGUGUAUUCUGCUUGGGAGCAGCCACCAGAAAUACUCUUUCUCUGAGCCAUUGUUUCUGGUUGUACAAUAUAUGAAGUUUCAAGGACCAAAAUGGCUCAACCAUUUCUUUUACAAUGCAUUUGGUUUUCAAGCUCAACCAGAGCCAACAAUAAGCUGAGGACAAAGGAAAAAUAUGAGUUUAUUUGGGAUUGAGCUUUGGUUGUUUGCCUGAGCUGUUUGAAGAUUUUUGCAGUUGCUUUCGUUUGUUUUGACUAUGUGCUCUCCUUGAGCACAUGGUCUAAGGGGCAGAGCUUUUGCUGAACCACUGACUUUGUUGAAGGCAGAGCUAGCAGUCACGAGCUAUAUGUAGCAGCUGUCUUUGGAGCUCAACGAACAGGAGGAGAAAAGCAGACAUUUUAUGGGCAUUUCUUGGGAUAUUUUGAGGGGGAAGUCUGGACAGCUGUGCCACUGCAUAUAUAGGAAGAUGAACAUUGAUGGCUCUGCAGUUGUUGCAGUGACCUGCAACAUCUAUGCCAUGUUUUCAUGUCAGAGGAUCUGUGCUGUACCUGCAGCAAGUGCAAAUUGAUUGCCCUGUUGGAGGAAGAGGUGCAGCAGCUUGAGACCCACAUAUCUAUGCUUCAACAUUACAAGGAGGGUGGUGGUUGGUUGGGUUGUUUUUUUAUUAAGAUUGGAGCAGCCUCUUUGGGAAGGGCAAGAAAUGGAACAUGCCUCCAAGGAGAGUGACAGUUCUGAACACAAAAAGUAGGUACUUGGAGGAAUUAGAGAAGCAAAACUAUCCAAAAUCAUGCUUCCAGGAGUUACACAACCAAUACCAAGCUCUCUUCUUAGUUGGUGAUUAUGAGGAACACGGACAAGCACCUCACACCUCUGAAGUCAUGGAGAUGACCUUAGAGCAUUCUGUGGAUGGAAGAGCUAAUGUCAGUUCCCAGAGGCAAAAGAGAUAUGUGGUGGUAAUAGGCAAUUCCUUGUUGCAAGGAACAGAAGCAGUGCUGUGUGGGCCUGAUAUGUUGUCCCAUGAAAUAUGCUGUCUCCUAGCGGUUAUGUUAAUGGAACUCCUGACAAUACACAGCCUACUAACAGUUAUUCCUUCCUUCUGAUUCAUGUUGUACAAAUGAUGUGGCAAGACAUAGCCUUCAGCACACUGAAAGGGACCACAGAGCUCUGUAGAGGAAACUAAUGGGCCUUGAGGCACAGGAUGCUAUUUCAUCCCUCCUACCUGUUGAAGGACACAGAUGUAUAACAUAAAGCAUAAAAGACAGAUUGAGAGUAUUUGGAUAAAAAUUAAAAAGAAAGUUAGCAUCUCCUACAUCCCUCUUGGUGGAUAUGGGAUUUCAUUAUUAAUAUCUAGCACUGGGCAUGUUUUGAGAGGUCAUGAUGACAUGUGGACAAUAGGAAGUUACAUCUGUAAGGUGUCAUGCUGACCUGAGGACACACAGAGACCUAGAUAGUACUAAACUAAAUGCCUUAUGGGUUUGAUUAUCACUUCAUUCUGCCCAGCUACUUACAUUUCCUCUUGCAGUGGAGAGAAAGGCAGUCCCAUUGCAAAGCAAUCAGAGACCAUGCCCUUCACCUCA
Sceloporus undulatus (fence lizard) is the source of this 4406-nucleotide messenger RNA. RefSeq names its product solute carrier family 26 member 11 (gene SLC26A11). Gene Ontology annotation, cellular component: membrane. The coding region runs from base 242 to 2023 and encodes 593 amino acids. The record is from RefSeq and is a predicted model, not a curated record. The transcript is spliced from 17 exons. Gene Ontology annotation, molecular function: secondary active sulfate transmembrane transporter activity. Gene Ontology annotation, biological process: transmembrane transport. Lineage: Eukaryota; Metazoa; Chordata; Lepidosauria; Squamata; Phrynosomatidae.